Molecule: messenger RNA, 821 nt
Organism: Pimephales promelas (fathead minnow)
Lineage: Eukaryota; Metazoa; Chordata; Actinopteri; Cypriniformes; Leuciscidae
Gene: gtf2h5
Product: general transcription factor IIH, polypeptide 5
Biological process (GO): nucleotide-excision repair, preincision complex assembly; transcription initiation at RNA polymerase II promoter; nucleotide-excision repair
Cellular component (GO): transcription factor TFIIH holo complex; transcription factor TFIIH core complex
Source: RefSeq, a predicted model, not a curated record
UCGAAGAGGAACACGACUGUGUCAUCAAAGCACGUCCAUAUUAGACAUUCUCUGGUGUCAUUUUGUUAUUUUCUUGAACAUAUUGGUUGGUAAAUUCACAAGAUUGGCGUAUGCGUUUGGAGAGACGCACAAUAGAAACAGACGCUUAACUGAAGGAACAGUAGCUAGUGUUAUCACAUCCCGUCAAAAAUGGUUAACGUCUUAAAAGGAGUUCUCGUUGAAUGUGACCCAGCUAUGAAGCAAUUUCUUCUAUAUCUGGACGAGACGUCAGCGUUGGGGAAGAAAUUCAUCAUCCAGGAUUUGGAUGACACGCAUGUUUUCAUCCUAGCUGAAGUUGUGCAGAUUCUCCAGGAGCGAGUAGGAGAACUGAUGGACCAGAAUUCAUUUCCCAUCACCCAGAAAUAAACGCCUGAAUCUGACAGCAAACCCUACAGUCUGUGAGAGCAGAUGGAUGUGGAGAUUCUUCCUGCACAAUUGCACAAACACAAAUGCAACUGAAAUAUAUAGAGGACUGCCCACCAGAAUGAUGCCUAUUCUCCUUGGUUUAAUUUGACUGUGUGGCAUAAGUUCUUCUUCUAAAGGAGAAUUAUAAUUAUGUGCUUUAAGUUGUCCAUGUUUCAAACACAGUUUCUUAAAUCUUCACUGUAAUGAAUUGUUCGGAGUUGAAAUUUGCAUUGCUGCAGAAAGAAACAACUAAUUGUAUAUCAAUUAUUUUUUCAACAUUUCAAAAUUGUUUAAAAAGUACAUUGUUCUACUGAAAGAUGGUUCUUCAUAAUACUAGCAUCAAUUAAAAAAAGUAAAAACAAUAUAUCAAGUAUGUC